Leishmania braziliensis MHOM/BR/75/M2904 is the source of this 960-nucleotide messenger RNA. RefSeq names its product putative cyclophilin 7 (gene CYP7). Lineage: Eukaryota; Euglenozoa; Kinetoplastea; Trypanosomatida; Trypanosomatidae. The coding region runs from base 1 to 960 and encodes 319 amino acids. The transcript has a single exon. Gene Ontology annotation, biological process: protein peptidyl-prolyl isomerization. Gene Ontology annotation, molecular function: peptidyl-prolyl cis-trans isomerase activity. The record is from RefSeq and is a predicted model, not a curated record. Gene Ontology annotation, cellular component: catalytic step 2 spliceosome.
AUGGAACUGCUCACGUAUGUCUUUUAUCGCGCACAUGCGCUUUCACGCACAAACGCCCUACUUGUGCCCUUUCGCUAUCCCGCUGCUGCGUUCUUCUAUCUCCCACAUCGUUUGCUCUGCAUUGUGCUUUGGUACGGGCAGCACAUAGAUAACGACCCGCCGUUGAUUCACCGUUCGAAUUUAUCGCUGCUGUUCGCAUGCAAACCUCUGCGAACCAUGGCUGUCGUCCUGCACACCACAGUUGGAGACCUUCCCGUGCUGCUCCACUAUCAGACAUGCCCGCUCGCCUCCUUUAACUUCCUCGCUCUCUGCGCCUCGGGCUACUACGAUGGGUGCACUUUCUAUCGCCACUACCCUGGCAUUCUGUUGCAGACUGGUGAUCCAACGAACACCGGAAAAGGCGGCGAAUCCAUCUUUGUCAAGCUGCCCCCUCUUGUCAAUGCCGCUGACGGCAGCGAAGGUGGUGAUGCGGUCUCAGUGGAGGCCGUGUCGGUAGCCGCCGCUGGAAUUCGUGCGGGACGGUACUUCCAUGAUGAGGGCUUUGGUCUCACCACGCACGCACAGCGCGGCACCCUCUCUAUGGCUCACAAAGGCGUCAAGACAGAUACGAACGCCUCCCAAUUUUUCAUUACUACGAGUCCACAGCCAUCGUUUGACGGCGUUUACACUGCCUUUGGCGUGGUGGACAUGAACGGUGCCUACUCAGCUUCUGAGGCCGCUGUAGUGGCAGUGGUGGCGAACUCCACCGAGGGGGAGGCGGUCGGAAACUCUUCUGCCAUGGCUGGAGCUGAAGCAGUUGGCGACGUGGCGCUCAAGUGUGGGGACGCCGUGCUUAGGGCAUUGGAGGCGGCCUCCGCGAAGGUUGACCCAAAGAACUUUGUCCACCUCGAGUCCCGUGCUCACAUCACAAGCGCCACGAUUCUCUACAACCCUUUUGCUGAAGGAAAGAUGAAGCUGUAG